Petromyzon marinus (sea lamprey) is the source of this 644-nucleotide messenger RNA. NCBI's taxonomy places the organism in Eukaryota, Metazoa, Chordata, Hyperoartia, Petromyzontiformes, Petromyzontidae. The record is from RefSeq and is a predicted model, not a curated record.
GUAGUCACCCUGAGAAGGCCUGGAACGCCUACCCCUACUGUCGUACCGUCGUCACCAAUGAGUACAUGAAAGACAACUUCCAGUUGAAAAUCGAGACCUGGCACAAGCCGGACAUGGGGCAGACGGAAAACGUGCAUGGGCUGGAUCCCGAGACUUGGAACUCGGUGGAAGUCGUCCCCAUCGACAUAGCGGACAACUCCGUCGUCAGCCAGGCGGACUACAAGAAGGAGGAGGACCCCAGCCUGGUGAGCUCCACCAAGACCGGGAGGGGACCCCUGGGGCCCAAGUGGAAGUCGGAGCUGCUGAGUGGUACGAGUUGCCCCCACAUGUGUGCCUACAAGCUGGUGACCAUCAAGUUCAAGUGGUGGGGGGUGCAAGACAAAGUGGAGAGUUUCAUACAGAAGCAGGAACGCCGAAUCUUCACCAACUUCCACCGCCAGCUCUUCUGCUGGCUCGACCGCUGGGUGGAGCUCACCAUGGAGGACAUCCGGCGCAUGGAGGACGACACGCAGAAAGAGCUCGAUGAGAUCCGACAGCGUGGGACCGUCCGUGGGACUACCGCUGCUGAUGAGUGAGGGGGGUGGGGGGCUGCCAGGGCCCCCCCCUCACCCCCCCACCCCUCACCCCCACCCCUCACCCCCCCU